AUGAAGAAGAGACAGAUGGUAAUAAAACAAAGAUCAAGAAACUCCAACACGUCGUCCUCUUGGACUACUACUUCAUCGGCGACCAGUAACGUCCGUUACUUGGAGUGUCAGAAGAAUCACGCUGCUAACAUUGGAGGUUACGCCGUCGACGGUUGCCGUGAGUUUAUGGCCGCCGGCGAGGAAGGAACCGUGAAUGCUUUGAGAUGCGCCGCUUGUGAUUGUCACCGGAGUUUUCACCGGAAGGAAGUUGAUACGGAGGUUAUUUGUGAAUACUCUCCACCUAACGUUUGA
Molecule: messenger RNA, 291 nt
Organism: Eruca vesicaria subsp. sativa (arugula)
Lineage: Eukaryota; Viridiplantae; Streptophyta; Magnoliopsida; Brassicales; Brassicaceae
Source: the annotation of a GenBank genome assembly